This is a messenger RNA of Amborella trichopoda, 2618 nucleotides long. Its product is annotated as ternary complex factor MIP1 leucine-zipper protein (Protein of unknown function, DUF547). The record is from RefSeq and is a predicted model, not a curated record. NCBI's taxonomy places the organism in Eukaryota, Viridiplantae, Streptophyta, Magnoliopsida, Amborellales, Amborellaceae.
CUAAAAUGUUAACUCUCUCUCUAUGCAGCUGUGGGGCACUUGAACUUGUUCAUGCGUUUCAUGUCUGAAAGUGGCGGUGGAGUUCAUGGGACAUCCAUGGAUUUGCAGACCUCAUCCUACCUUCUCUCUCCAUUCUCCUUUUUCUCUCUCUUCUUUUCCUUUCCUUUCCCUCAUUUUCUUUCUGCUUGUUGCGAAUGUUCAGCGGUUUUAAUGGCGGUCAUAGGACACCGAAGCCUCUCUUUAAAUUGCAAUUUCCAUAAGUUCGUUCUCCUUGAGUUCUCUUGACUACCUGUUCCAAUUUGACCCUUGUGCUCCUGGUUUUUCUUUCUGAUCUUUCGCUCUCUACUUGAAUUCUCUAAUUCAGUUUCCUUAUUUCUUGGAUUAUUCUCUGUCUCUCUCUCUCAAUUCUGAGAUUUGCAUAACUCAAUAGGUUUUUUCCUCUUCUCUCCACUGUAUAAAUUACAUGAGGUUUGAAUAUUUCUUGAUGGCAAAAGAGACUGAAGAGAGAAAAGAAGAUGCGGACCAGGUCGGAAAUCAUGACAGAGAAGAAGCAGAAGGUGAGACAGGAAAUGACGAGCAAAAAGGCGACGAUGGAGAUCAUCUUGAAGAAGAGAUACAUGCUCUCUUUGAAGAAAUAGGCAUAGUGGACCAAGAGAUUAUUAGACUUGAAAGGAAAGUGGGUCAACUCAGGUGCCGCUUUUAUAGAGAGAAUGAACAUUUUCGAGUUUCAGAGGACCAUCAGAUAACCAAUAAUCAGCAUUUUUUGGGACAGAGAAACCAAAGGCUACACAAGCAAAGGGUAAAUUCACUUGGUUCUUCGUAUGAAGCCGUGCUUUCCAUGGAAGGUGGCUGCAGCAGUGACUCUGAUUUCAAGGACGAGAGAUUCAAAGAAAAGCAUGGCCAUGGGUCCAAACAGAACUCGAUCCAGGGCUUUGUAAACGACAGUAAGAAGCCCAACAAGCUCUCUGAGGAGCUUUUGAAGUGCUUGAUCUCUAUUUUCCUCAAAUUGAACAGGAAUAGAAGUUGUGAAGUCCCUAAGCUAAUGCUUUCAUGCAUGAGUUCUGGGAGCUUCAUUCCCAAAAGCUCCUUCAAUUGCACAGCACCAUUGUUUCUCUCUCUGGAUUCAACCACACAUGAUCCUUAUGGUACUCUUGAUAGAGAAAUCGACAUCGGACCAUACAAGAACUUCAUCGUCCUCACGAGGAGCUCACUGGAUUUUGGUCGGGUAUCCGAAUGCUUUCCGUUGCUCCAAAAACUAAGGGUUUUGAUGGACAAGCUUUGCAAUUUGGAUCUGAGUUUUUUGACAUACAAACAAAAGCUGGCCUUUUGGAUCAACAUCUAUAAUGCUUCCAUUAUGCAUGCAUUUCUCCAAUAUGGGCUUCCCUCCUCACCUCAGAAACUAUUGGCACUAUUGGACAAGGCCAUGCUCAAUGUUGGAGGCAUAGUACUAAACGUUCUGGCGAUCGAGCAUUUUAUCCUCAGGCAUCCAUGUGAGUUCAAAAAGGGAAGUAUGGAGGAAAGGGAAGCUGUACUUCGCCGUGCAUAUGGUCUCGGGUAUCCUGAACCAAGCAUCACUUUUGCUCUCUGCCGUGGAAGCUGGUCUUCCCCUGCAAUAAGGGUGUACACUGCAGAGAACGUGGUGAACGAGUUAGAGACUGCGAAAGUGGAGUACUUACAGGCCUCCAUUGGAGUCACAACCAAGAAGAAAAUAAUAAUCCCAAAGCUUCUCCAUUGGUACACACAGGAUUUUGCAGAGGACCUAGACUCAUUGGUAGAGUGGAUAUAUAGCCAAUUGCCUAGGUCCUCACCAUUGAGGAGAUUGAUUAUGGAGUGCUUGAAAAGUGAGACAAGGUGGCCCAUUGCUCAAACCGUUGAGCCAAUUUGUGGAGCCAACAUGGAUGUAAUGCUCCAAACUUCAUUCGUCUGUGAACGGAAUUGGAAUACUUUUGAGAUGAUUCAUACACAGAAAAAAAACAAGCUUGAAUCAAAGAGGCUCAAUGACCUAAAUUAUGUGAAGUACAGUCAAUACUUGAAGGAGAGAUUUGUUAAGAGAACCCCCUCAUAUCAAAAAACAUGGAUAAUGUCAUGGAGUGGUUGGUUGAUGAUGAUGAGGUCGAGGGGCACGAAAGAUUGACAGAGGAUAUGAUCGUGGAGGACUCAGGGACAGCAGCCGAUCCUUAUAGGGCCACUAGAUCUCCUUCACAGAGGACGAGGGUGGCGGCGGAAGAGGAGGAAGCAGAGGCAAAUUUAGAAGAGAAAAAGGAAGAGAUGAUUCCAAUGAUGAUGGGCUUGACUCCGAUGCAUAUGAUGUAGCUGACCCUACUUUUUCUGAUGAUGAGUGAUGACAAAAGACUCUUCAAGUCUAUAUUUCUUUCCUUUUUCUUUUCCUCCUCUUAUGUGUAUAUAUGGACUAUGGAUAUGGAGUAUGGAGAAGUGUAUGUGGACUAUGGACAUUUGAUGUCUUAUUUCUUUCCUUUUCUUGAUGAUGAAUUGAUGACUGAAUUCGAAAUUUUUCAAUGUUGGAUUAUAUUUUUUUAUUUUUACUAUAUGUAUGGAGUCGAUGGAGUAUGGACUAUGGUGUGGAGUAUGGACUAAUGGUAUGAAAUGUAUGGAUUAUG